Penicillium riverlandense is the source of this 1230-nucleotide messenger RNA. It is a transcript of the gene hexA, whose product is annotated as putative Woronin body protein HexA. Gene Ontology annotation, molecular function: RNA binding; ribosome binding; translation elongation factor activity. Bases 1 to 1230 code for a protein of 409 amino acids. Gene Ontology annotation, biological process: positive regulation of translational elongation. The transcript is spliced from 3 exons. Lineage: Eukaryota; Fungi; Ascomycota; Eurotiomycetes; Eurotiales; Aspergillaceae. The record is from RefSeq and is a predicted model, not a curated record.
AUGGUUGCCAUGGUGACGGACGCCGUCAAGUCAGUCAAUCUGGACUUUGACGCCCGUGUCCCCAUUCCCUUCAGUGUCUUCCCGUCGUCGUACCGGAGUGACGCUGUCUCUGAAACUACUCAAACGAGAGUAGAGGGAGAAGUCAAUCUCGAAGCCACUUCGCGCGUCGAACGGGAAGAUACUCGAGGCUCUUCGGCUCAGCUCCCCAACCCUCGUUUCUACGGAAAAGAAGAGGUUGAUCUGCGUGUGCAACAAGACGACCGCCGUUCGCCCCGAAACUACUCCGCUGAGGUUGACCUCACCCCAGUCCACCACCCGCUACGAGGACCGCCCCCCGUCUACGAUCAGACCGUCGAGACCCAACUCGACCUCACUGAGAGAGACUACCGCCGCCGGACCUCUCCCACCUACGACCUCGACGUCUCCUACGACCGUCGCUACCAGCCCGUAGAGUCCUACGGCAACCAGCAGCAACAGUCCGUCGACGUCUCGUACGACCGGACCUACGGCCAGCAGCAGCCCGUCUCCACGGACAUCCGCGUCUCCGAAACCACCCGCGACUCCGCCGCCCCAGCAUCCAACAAGAUGGGUUACUACGACGACGAGGGCCACUACCACUCCUUCCGCCGCGGCGUCGAGCGUGCCGCCGACCGGAUCAUGCACCCGUUCCACCACCACGACCGCGAGGAGGUUGUGGUAAACGAGCAGGCCGGCCCAGCGCGCUUCAGCGAGUCCAUCCGCGAAGACGUGCGCAUCGUCGAGCCCCGUAACCGCGGCUCCAUCGGCGAGACCGUCCCUAUUCCCUGCCACUUCAUCCGCAUUGGCGACAUCCUGAUCCUCCAGGGCCGUCCCUGCCAGGUCAUUCGCAUCUCCGUCUCCCCCCAGACGGGCCAGCACCGCUACCUGGGCGUUGACCUCUUCACUCGCCAGCUGCAGGAGGAGUCGAGCUUCGUCUCCAACCCCUCUCCCUCGGUGGUUGUCCAGACCAUGCUCGGCCCCGUCUACAAGACCUACCGCAUCCUGGACCUCCGUGAGGAUGGCCGUCUCGUCGCUAUGACCGAGACCGGCGAUGUCAAGCAGGGUCUCCCCGUUAUCCCUCAGGGCUCGCUCUUCAAGCGCAUCCGCGACGCCUUCGCUGAUGGCCGGGGCUCUGUCCGCGCCCUGGUCAUCAAUGACGGUGGCCGCGAGCUCGUCGUCGACUUCAAGGUUAUCCACGGCUCCCGCCUGUAA